Saxophila tyrrhenica is the source of this 1476-nucleotide messenger RNA. RefSeq lists its product as uncharacterized. The record is from RefSeq and is a predicted model, not a curated record. Gene Ontology annotation, cellular component: outer membrane-bounded periplasmic space. Lineage: Eukaryota; Fungi; Ascomycota; Dothideomycetes; Mycosphaerellales; Extremaceae. The transcript has 3 exons. Gene Ontology annotation, biological process: oxalate metabolic process. The coding region runs from base 1 to 1476 and encodes 491 amino acids.
AUGCUUACCCACUUCCUCGCAGCAGCGGCACUCCUGUCGCAGGCUCUGGCAGGUCCAGUCCCCAACCGCGUCGACAAGCGUGCCGCCGAUGUACCUACCCAAACUCCAAUCGGCCCCGCGGGAUCGAGCGGCCAGCUGCGCGGCUCCAAGUCCCUCGCUGGCUACGACUCUGCAAAUCCAGUAGACUACGAAGACUCCACCGUCAUCCCACAAGACGAGUUCGAGCUCGCGUCAGCCCAGAAGCAAGAUCCGGAUUUAGGCCUCUACCUGGACCUUGCUGAUGUCGAGAAUCCGCAACCCAUCCGCGGAGGCAGCCAAGCGCCUACAGAUCCCGGUCCACGAGAUCGAGAGAUCGAGCGUCAGAACCCUGAUCUCUAUGCUCCUCCUGGUACAGACAUGGGCGGUCUGCCGAAUGCAAAGUGGCCAAUGGGUCUUUCGCACAACCGACAUGGUCUGAAGAACAGCGGGUAUACGAGACAGCAGAACACCGACGAACUGCCCGUGGCCAAGGCGAUGGCGGGUGUGGACAUGCGGCUUGAGCCGAAUGCAUAUCGGGAGUUGCACUGGCAUUCUGCGAAUGAGUGGUCCUACAUCAUGAACGGUUCCGUUCGCGUUCAAGCGAUGGACGAAGCUGGCCGUGUCUUCGUCGAUGACCUCCAAGCCGGCGACGUCUGGUUCUUCCCCUCCGGCAAGCCGCACAGCAUCCAAGCCUUGGAGUCCGGUGUCGAGUUCCUGCUCGUCUUCGACGAGGGAGACUUCAGCGAGGACGCAACCUUCCUAGUCAGCGAGCUCUUCCAGCGCAACCCCAAGUCCGUCCUCGCGAAGGACUUGCGGGUGAACACAAGCGCUUUCGAUAACAUCCCUGAAGGCGAGCUGUACAUCUUCCCCGGCACGCCAGCCCCGAAGAACAUCUCCGAGCAGAACAGCACUGGUCCAGCUGGCAUCAUCCCGAAGGCGAAUACUUACUCCUACCACCUGAGCCAACAGCAAGCCUACGAAGUCCCAGGCGGAAGCGUCAAGAUCAUCGAUCCCGUUACGUUCCCUUCGGCGUACAACUUCGCAUCCGCGCUGUUCACCAUCAAGCCUGGCGCCAUGCGUGAACUGCACUGGCAUACGACUUCCGAUGAGUGGAGCUUUUUCUUGGCUGGCCAGGGUCGUUUGACGGUGUACAUGGCGCCAGACAGCGGACAGACAUUUGAUUUCCAGGCGGGUGAUGUUGGAUAUGUGCCCGUGCCCAACGCGCAUUAUAUCGAGAAUACAGGGACGGAGGAUCUGGUGUAUCUUGAGGUUCUUCAAGCGGACGUCUACAACGACAUCUCCGUCGCACAGUGGCUGGGCUUGACACCGAAGCAGGUUGUUCAGGAUCAUCUUGGCUUCUCCGAGGAUACGCUGAAUCGGCUACCGAAAAUCAAGCCGUUCAUCAUGCCUGGAGAUGAGGAUUUGUUGCAGACCGACUUCCGGGAGGAGAGGGAGUGA